CACAACGACCACGUUGUUUCGAAACUGUCCGUAUACUCAUCCCCAGGCACAUAAAGCUUGCAAUCUGAAGAACUACAUUGUAGUCUCUGGAUACCUAGUAGAAUAUGAAGCUGUUGAACGUGAAAGCUGUGCUCGACAGAGACAAAGGCAUGCAACUAACCGGACACGAUGCUGAGGUCAUGAAGAUUCUUGGCUACGAUGAAGUCCUGAAGGACCUCGAUGACAAGAGUACAAGUUAUGCGAUACUCUCCCAUCGCUGGGUAACUGAGGUCAAUUACGAGGAGAUGAUCGGUCUGGCAGUGAUGGAACCACGAACGAAGGACAGAAUCAGGGGGCGCUCCGGCUACAUGAAGAUCAUCAAGAGUUGUGAACAGGCCAUGAAGGACGGCUACACGUGGUUGUGGAUUGAUACGUGUUGCAUUGACAAGCGCAGCAGCGCAGAACUCACAGAGGCAAUCAACUCAAUGUAUCGAUGGUACCGCGACUCGCAAAUGUGCUACGUUUUUCUCAACGAUGUCGACGACUGGGCCUUUCCUGCGAAACAAGACUUCAGUAGGCUUGGUUGGGUCAACGGUUGGCCGGAGUGGUUCUCGCGAGGUUGGACGCUCCAGGAGCUUAUCGCUCCGAGGAAAGCCGAAUUCUUUAACAAGCGCUGGGAGUCCAUCGGCACUAAAGAGGACCUGGCGUCCGUGUUAGAGGAAAUUACACGAAUUCCUGAAAGCGUUUUGAGAGAUGGUCGGGUUUUGAGGAGUAUCGCUUCCUCAGAGCGUCCAUGCGUCGCACAAAUUAUGUCGUGGGCCGCCGACCGGAAGACGACGCGAGUCGAAGAUCGAGCGUAUUCACUGUUGGGCUUGUUUGGCGUGAACAUGCCAAUGCUGUACGGCGAGGGCCCAAAAGCAUUCCAGCGACUGCAGCUGGAAAUCAUCCGGGCAUCCAGCGAUCACAGCAUACUUGCAUGGAGUCCCAAGGGGCGGUUUGGGAUGCAUAAAAGUGUCCUUGCAGACAACCCGAGUUGCUUCAGAGGCUAUCACGACAUCCAAGAACUGGAACCCCAUCGGUUUAUCGCAGAACUAGAGCACGGUAUACGGUGGCUAGGGCUUGACGCAGCCACAAAUUUAUCCAGGCUUAUGGGGUUGCAGCGCGGUGCAGACUCCUCUCAACUUUUUAGAUUCGAUGUUACCAAUCUGGGUAUUCAAAUGUCGUUACCCGUCUGUCCCCAACAAGAUCAAGACGCUCUAAGCACCAAAUACUUCAAGGCCAUGUUGCCAUUUCACGAUCAUUAUGGAAAUCUGGUUACCAUCGACCUGCAAUGUCGCGGACAUAGCUUUUGCAGACGAUGAGGAGUGGUGCCACCAUUUCAGGCUUCAUGACAAGCGUACCUCGUACUAUGGCUUCACCCGCUGUGGCACCUGUCCGAACGAGAUCUCCGGCGAUACUGUCAAACUCUCGUCCCAAGGCAGCACUCUUAAUGUGAUAGUCUAUGCCAAUGACCAUGCCAGAUUUGCAGUUGGACUUGGAUACUACCUUGGUCACGUAUGGGUACACGUCGUCUGUGGUGAAUGCCUUACAAAUCAAGAUGUCUGGUCAUCGCGGACAGAACAAUUUGCCAAGCAAGCAUAUGAUAUCCUGUGGAAUGCUAUCGAUGAUCCCCCACCUUAUAGUUGUCUCAACGUUGUCAAGGAUG
Messenger RNA from Pisolithus orientalis, 1684 nucleotides. Its product is annotated as HET domain-containing protein. The transcript is spliced from 3 exons. The record is from RefSeq and is a predicted model, not a curated record. NCBI's taxonomy places the organism in Eukaryota, Fungi, Basidiomycota, Agaricomycetes, Boletales, Pisolithaceae. The coding region runs from base 105 to 1340 and encodes 411 amino acids.